Malurus melanocephalus (red-backed fairy wren) is the source of this 3390-nucleotide messenger RNA. It is a transcript of the gene TANGO6, whose product is annotated as transport and golgi organization 6 homolog. Bases 7 to 3237 code for a protein of 1076 amino acids. The record is from RefSeq and is a predicted model, not a curated record. Lineage: Eukaryota; Metazoa; Chordata; Aves; Passeriformes; Maluridae. Gene Ontology annotation, biological process: protein secretion. The transcript is spliced from 17 exons.
CCCGCAAUGGCGGCCCGCUGCCGCCCCGCCCCUCCGCUUGACCGUCCCAAAAUGGCGGCGCUCUCUGACCGGGGCCCCAACAUGGCGGGAGACGCGGAGCCGGAGCCGGGCCGUGUGGUGGAGGCGCUGGAGCUGCURCUGGGGCCGCCCGGUGAUGGCCAAAGCGCUGCAGAGCCCGGCCCGGAGCCCGUCCUGUGCCCGGAGACGCUGCGCAGGAACGCAGCGGCGCUGGAGGAGCUGCUGUCGCGGGCGGCGGGCUGGGCCGCGCUGCGCCAGCUCCGAGCGGCCGUGCUGUCCCGGGAGCCCGCGCUGGCGGCCGGGGUGGCGGGCGCGGAGCCGGGCUGGGCGGCGGCCUGCGGGCUGCUGGCGCUGCUGCUGUGCCUCAAGGAGCGCCUGGCCGCUCUCGCUGCCGCCCCCGCCGCCCCCGCCGCUCCCGGGGCACCGCCGCCGGCCGGCGCCGACACGCUGAGCGCGGGGCAGGAGCGGGCGGUGCGGCGGGCGCUGCGCGCUGCCGUGGGGCUGGGGCUGCUGCCGCACCUGCCGCCGGGGCUCGGACCGGGACCGGGGCUCGGGACACCGCCCGCUAACCGCGGGGCUCGGCUGUUCGCCGCUGCGGGCGCGCUGGCCGAGCUGGCCCGGCUGCCGGCCCUGGGCGCCCCGMUGCUCGCCCGCCACCUCCGGCUGCUGCUCGCCGGGCUCUGCGUGCUGGGACACGGCCCCGCCGCSCUCUGCCAGGGAGUUUCGGAAGCGGAGCGAGCAYGGUGCCGGGAAGCCCUGCGGGAUAUCCUGGACCGUGUUUACCAACCGCUGGCGGUGCAGGAGCUGCUSGUCCUGCAGGGACAGCCCAAGCAGAGAUCUCCACGUGCCGGGGCAGCUCCGGCCUGGCUGCGGCGGCUCUGCGGGCACCUGCUCUCCGAGAGGCUGCUGAGGCCUGGUGGGGUGCGGGCCGUGGUUCAGGGUGUCUUGGAGGGGACAGAUGGUGGUGCUGGCRCUGAAGCAGCAGCUCUGGACUGGAGGAAGUGUGAUGCAGUUGGGAAGAUCCUGGCAGCGUGCCCACAGCAGUGCCUGUCCCUUGAGGAYUACUACAGACAGGUGUGCCCACAGAUUCUGGAAUUACUGCACAUCCAGGACAAAGCAGCAGCGCGGCAGUUCCAGCGUGUGGCCACCACCACUCUGCUCACCAUGGCCCGGGAGCAGCCCCAGUUGGCAGAGAGGCAUCUGCUCCAGCCCCUGCUGGCCCCGCUCCRCCGCUGCUCCCAGGCUGCAGAGCUAGCACUGGAGRAUUUGGCAGCAGGGGCUGUGCUGGUGCCAGAGGCAGAGCUGGGCAGCUGUGUGGAAGAUGUGCUCAAGGUGUAUGUGGUUGGCAAUGACAGCUCCAGCCUGCUGCUGGGAUCCUUACAGUCAGUGCUGGGAGUGGUUUUUUCUCUCUAUUCCUUCGCCAAGCAGAAUGUGUCAUACUUACGCUCCCCAUGCCAGGAGAUCCUGCUGUGGUUCCUGGAGAAGGCGGAGCGGGAGCGGUCCCUGGCUGUGCUGGAGGGUCUGGCUGGGCUGAGCAGCCAUGUGCCCACCCUUCACCCACAGUGCCAGCUCCGUGUGGGCAGUGAGGGUGGUGCUGCUGUCGUGGUGGAGGAAACCAUCAGUGACGAAGAUGAGGCCCUGUACCAGAAGAUCUCCUCAGAGCAGUGCCACGUGGAGAGCUUGGUGGAGCUCCUGUCCCACUGCCAGAAGAGUGGUCUGGCUGGAGACUUCUUCAUCCACUGCCUGAAGGAGCUGACUCAGGUGGCUGCAGAGGACGAGGUGGCUCCAAACCCUGCUGUGGAGCCUGGAGGGAGUUUGCUGGAGCUGGAGCAGCACCAGGCCAGGCAGGGGAGGAAGCUGCUGGUCCUGCAGCUCGUGGCUGCACUGUGUGAAGGCGUCUCUGACACCGUGUUCACUGACAUUGUGCAGGUGCAGGAGUUCGUGGGGGCCGUGCUGCACCGGGCUUGUGUCCAUCCUGCUCAGGGUCCCGGCGCAGCCACCGAGGCGCAGACACUCGCCAUGGCCAUGGGGCUGGUGGCCACCGUGCUCGGCGGGGCCGUGCAGCUCCAAUCCAGCGAUUUCGUGGUGCUGAAGCGGCUGGUGCCGCUGCUGGAGGAGCUGUCCCGCACCUACCCCGAGCCCCUGACCCAGGAGCUGGCCUCAGACCUGCGCAUUGCCAUCUGCACCCAUGGUGCCUGCUCCCCGGGCACGGUGGGUGCUGCUGCUGAUGGUGUGCUGGGCAGGAAGGCUGGCAUGGGAGCACAGAGCCCUGCUGGUGUUCCUGACAAAACCCCCGGCUCCCCGCGCCACGGACAGCACAGACAGCACAGCCCCUCUGCUCACGGGGACAGGAACAAAGGGCAGAGCACAAACCACGAGCCCAGCACCACCAGUGCCUCUCCAGCCCCRUGUGCUGACAGCCUGGCCCCGGCCGGGCUCCAGGAGCUGCUGCUGUCAGCCUACGACCCCCAGCCCUCGUGCCGGGCAGCUGCCCUGCGCCACCUCGCCAGCCUGGUCACCCAGCGGGCCCCGGAGGCWCUUCAGCUUCAGGAGAAGCUGCUGCAGGUGUUCCUGGAGAACAUGCAGCACGARGAUGCCUUUGUCUACCUCUCAGCCAUUCAAGGCGUUGCYCUGCUCUCCAGUGAGUACCCGGAGCGGAUCCUGCCUGUCCUGCUGGCACAGUACGAGUGCCCAGCACAGGGCACAGAGGAUGCUGCAGCUGCUGUCACCAGGAUGAAGCUGGGCGAGGUGCUGAUGCGUGUCACCCGGGCACUGGGGGACAUGGUGUUCCAGCACCGGGAGCCGCUGAUCCGGGCUUUCCUGCGGGGUGCCCGCGAUCCCGACAGUGCCCUGCGUGCCAGCAGCCUCUCCAACCUGGGCGAGCUCUGCCAGCACCUCGGCUUCCAGCUGGGAUCCAUCGUCCAGGAGGUCACCUGCUGUGUGACGGCCAUAGCUCGGACAGACCCCGAGGCUGAGGUGCGAAGAGCUGCUGUGCACGUGGUGGUGCUGCUGCUGCGGGGGCUGAGCGAGAAGGUCACCGAGGUGCUGCGGGAUGUGCUGCGGGAUCUGUACCGCCUGCUGAAGCACGUGGUGACCGCCGAGCGCGACGGUGCGACCGUGCUGCACGCGCAGCUGGCGCUGGAUGAGCUGGACACCGCUGUCAGGAGAGCCCUGUUCCCCCCACAAACGCUGCAGAAGAAGAUCGUGGUGCUGCCAUAGCGGGGAUGAGCUCCUGGAAAUGAACUGUUCCUGCUCUGGGGUCGGGGCYGGUGCCUUCCCACGGGGAGGGGUUGCUGUGCCCUCCAGGACACCGCUGGCGGUGUCGGACAGGGAGGGGACCUCGCUGGGACGGGGUGUGGGAUUAAAGAGAGA